GCAUGCCUAGCAUCUUCUCACGUCCAAAACUGCUCUCUUGCUAGCAUUAUUCAUAUUUUUUGUUUACUGGAGUCAUCCACGAACAAAACCCCUUUCACUCUUAAAGCUCUUUAAAUCUUUUCUCAUCGUGAGAAGCUUAGUUCGUAUCCGAGAGGAAAAUAAAUUUCCAUAGUUCACACUUCAUUUCUUUCCCGACUCAUCUCUAUUAAUUGGCAAUUGGGCAACGGUUGAAGUGUUUCUGUCAAGCAAGCUAAAGGACCGGAACAGAGGUAAGAUUAUCCUGUGAGCGAGUUGGCCAGUCCUAUUCGUGUACCUAUCAGGAUACGGGGGCUAUCUUUCUUCAAGGCCAGUCCGGUUUACGGACGAUCUUACACUAAGUCUUUCUUUCUCUAUUUUUUUAUAUUUAUAUUUCAUAUCUAAUUAUUGUUACUAUUUUAUUUGUUGUUGCAUUUGGUGGUUUGUCUGGUGAUUUGUGAUUAAACUCGGGAUUUUAUUUGACUAAACUCACAUUUAUUAAUACUAUUUUUCUAAAAAUCUUGAAGAAAGAUAUUAUUUUUCGAGUUUUGAAAAUCCAAUAUAGCGAACUUGGAAAAUGCUAUUACUUCUGAAAAUGUUGCUGUUGAGAAUAACGUGAAUGAAAUCUCUGAAAACAAUGUUAAUUCUGUGUCUGUGACUAAUUAUGGAGACACACAUUAAUUUAUUGCCACGGGCUCUCACAAGGUUGAUUUGACCGGAUUGCCUGAAAAAUUUUCUAAGCAUUUUUUCAAGCGUUGGCAACAACGCAUGAAAAUCUGGUUAAUCACCAAGGGAUUGCUCUCGGUAAUUAUGACGAUGUGUCCCCCCGUUGUCGAGUCUGAUCCCAAGAGUCUUGAACGCCACCAAGCUUUAUGGCGAGAGAGGAAUGAAAUAGCCAAAGGAAUGAUAUUGUUGGGACUCUCCGACAUGUUGUUUGAUGUCUAUUGCACUCUCCACGGCACAGCUAAAGACCUUUGGGAUGAGUUGGAUAGGAAAUAUAAUACUGAUGACCACGGUCUUGAAAAGUAUAUUGUUUCUAAAUUCUUGAGAUUCGACAUGAAAGAGGGAAAAUCUGUUUCAGAACAAACACAAGAAUUUAAACUUAUCUUACAUUCUCUCUGUGAAGCAGAUAUGGAAUUGCCUGAAAAAUUUAAAGUCAUGGUUGUAAUUGAAAAAUUCCCCAAAUCGUGGGAAGAUUUUGGUUUGACUUUAAAACUCAAAAUGAAAAAGAUAACUUAGAAAUCUUUGAUGCAUUCCAUUACUGUUGAGGAAGAACAUAAGAAAGCAGGUUACAUUGUCCCUGUUGAAUUUCAGCCAAAGACUCAUGUUGUAACCGGGGGGAAACAGUUACAAAAUUCUAAGAAUAAACAACCAUCAUCUUUUAAACCAAUAAAUGCCAAACUAAAAAUUGCAAAGAAAACAAAGGCAAACCGUCCAUGCUGGAUUUGUGGACAGAUGGGGCAUUGGACCAAAUUGUGCUCAAAUAAAAAGGCUAAGGCUCAAUCUGGUAGACCUCAAGUGAACAUGGUGACUGGAGGAACUAGUUUCGAUGGUCAGUGGUUGGAAGAACAAUGAUGAUGGGAAACACAAGUGCUGCUAAUGUGCAUUGAGUUGGAAAAGUGGAAAUAAAAUUUCCUUCGCGAAUAAUUCUGUCUUUGAGUGGGGUGCAACAUGUUCCCGAAAUUAGAAGGAACAUUAUUAGUGGUUACAUUCUUGUAAGGGAGGGUUAUGAAUUGUCUUUUAAAUUAAAUAAAGUUGUAAUUUUAUUUGGUGGAACUUUUAUUAGCAAGGGUUACUUGUCAAAUGGACUUUUUAAGAUAAUGGUUGAUUAUUUGGAAUUAAAUUAUGUAUAUGAGAAUUGUGAUUCUUCAACUUUAUGGUAUUAUCA
Cuscuta europaea is the source of this 1903-nucleotide messenger RNA. The record is from the annotation of a GenBank genome assembly. NCBI's taxonomy places the organism in Eukaryota, Viridiplantae, Streptophyta, Magnoliopsida, Solanales, Convolvulaceae.